This is a messenger RNA of Fragaria vesca subsp. vesca, 1755 nucleotides long. RefSeq lists its product as uncharacterized. Bases 1 to 1755 code for a protein of 584 amino acids. The record is from RefSeq and is a predicted model, not a curated record. The transcript is spliced from 4 exons. NCBI's taxonomy places the organism in Eukaryota, Viridiplantae, Streptophyta, Magnoliopsida, Rosales, Rosaceae.
AUGACACAUUUGAUUGAAAUUGAAAGUGAUCAGAUCUUACGGGCCGGAAUGGCAAUGCUUCUUAAGUUGAAAAAAAUUAAUGGAGUUGUUUGGUCUGAAUUUGAGGUGAGGGUUGAUUUUUCAACGACGGAGGAGGAGUGGUUUGACCCGACCCGGGAGCUGGGAAAGCUGGUGGAGAUUGAACAGGGUAAAAAGGAAGUGAGCUUUCUUGAGUUGAAGAUUGAGGAGAAAAACAGAGAGCUUUGUGCUAGAGAGAAGAGGAUAGAGGAGCUUGAGGGGAAGGAGUUGAGAGAGGAGAGAUUGAAAAGUUUAAAUGAGUUGAUUAGGAAAUGUGAUGAGGAGAUGGAGAGUUGGAAUACAUUGGAAGCUAGAGAGAGGAAGAUGAGGGAGUGUAAUGUGGGUUUUGGUUUGUUGAACAAGGAAAUGGAGGAGUGGGGAUGUAGGGUUGAGAUGAAGGAGAGGGAGCUGGAAGGGUGUGUGGUGAAGAUGAUGGAGUCGAGAAUUGAGGAGCUUGAGUUGAUUGAGAAGAGGGUUAAUGAUUGUGUUGGUGAAGUUGGGUUGAGAGUAGAGGGUUUUGAAGAACGUGAGAAAUCGAUGAUGAUGAAAGAGAGACAGCAGUUGGAUGCAAUGCGCGAGGGGGAAAGGAAUUUGGAUUCAGCUCGAAAGGCAGUGAAAGAGAAGGAAAGAGUUUUGGAGACUCUACGCCGGAGACUUGUAGCCUACUGUCAGAUGUACGUUCUACAUGCAUCAUCGGACCCGGCGAAAUUGGUUUUGGAUGCAAUGCAAGGGUUUUAUCCGUCAGAUGUUGAUGUGGAAAACAGAGAUCUUGAGACUGAUCAUUUGCGGGUUGUAAGAAAGGGCUGUAUGAUUUUGGUACGGGAGUUAAAGAGAAUGUCGCCAAUAAUUAAUCCUCAGGUGAGAGAAGAAGCAGUAAAAUUGGCAGCUGAUUGGGAUGAGAAGAUGGCUCAAGGCGCUGAUAAUAGUUGGGAGGCUUCAGGCUUUUUGCGGCUCAUCACUACGUAUCAAUUGACAAGUAAUUAUCAUUUGAGGGAGCUUCGAAUGCUUCUUGAUGAGGUUUCUCAACCAGAUGAAGUUGCUGAGUUGAGUAGGGCACUUGGUAUCAUAGAUACGGCACCUGCUGUGGCAAGUGUCGUUUCUUCCAUAGUCAAGACUGAAAGAUUAGAAUCUUCACUGCCAAGAAAUGAAUCCAUUCUUUCUCCUCCGAAUAAUAAUAUACAGAAUGAAAGGAUUGUUUCUCUUCCUUCGAUUGCCAAAAUUGAGGUACCAGAAUCUUUUGGAACUAUAAAUGCAACAACUCUUUCUUCACCGAAUAGUGCUGAGCAACCAGAAUCUUCUCUUGGUAGAAAUGCAGCAACUCUUUCUUCUCCGAAUACUUCUUUACAGAAAGACUUGUUGGUGGUUCUUCAAUCAUCAGACCCUGCAAAACUUGUGUUGGAUAUGAUGCAGCGGUCUUUUUGGUAUUAUUGGAGUCAUAGAGAUGUUAGUUCCAAAGAAAGGGUUGCAUUGAGUAAUAUUUCUCUAUUGAAGAUUCUAAAGGAACUCUCCAUGCAUGUUGGACUUCAUCUGAAAGAAAAUGCAACAAAUCUAGCCUCCCAGUGGACAGCAAAGUUGAUAGCUGAUACUGAGGAUUCAGUGGAGAGUUUGGGAUAUUUGCUGUUUAUAGCUAUGUAUGGAUUGGUUGGAACCUUACCUGAAGAUGAGAUUAUAAUGCUUCUUAAGGGUUUCACAGCAUAG